AUGAUAAAACCAUUCGGUAAAAUACCGCGCAAGCCCUCAGAAUCAUUCUAUAAUGAUUCGAACGGUGAUGGAGGGUUCAAUGGUGGUUUGUCACUGAAACCAUCUUAUGGGCUAAAUUCCAAUACCCCCUUGAAACUCAAUUCAGUUUCUUCAAAAUUUUCAAAUUCUGGUUCAGGUGGGUCUCGUUCUGGGAAUGGGACUAUUGCACAAUACUCAACUAAUCAAGCUAAGAAAUCAGCUCCUUCAAUUGUGAUCCCAGCGGGUUCAGUGAUGGCUCCUGCAGUUUAUGGGGCUUUGCCAAGUUUCAGGGCUGUCCCUAGCUCAGAAAAGCAGAGUCUUUUUAUUAGAAAGUUAAAUAUGUGUUGUGUUGUGUUUGAUUUUAAUAAUCCUUCCAAGCAUCUCAAAGAAAAGGACAUCAAGCGGAAAACUUUAUUUGAGCUUGUUGAUUAUGUUUUGUCUGUAAAUUCAAAGUUCAAUGAGGUAGCAAUGCGGGAGAUGACGAAGAUGGUGGCAACCAAUUUAUUUCGUGCUUUACCGUAUUCCAAUCAUGAUGGUAAGCUCACAGAAAUUUGUGAGCCUGAAGAAGAGGAACCUGUUAUGGAACCGGCAUGGCCUCAUCUGCUGAUUGUGUAUGAAUUUCUCUGCAGAUUUGUGUCUUCACCUGAGACAGAUGCUAAGCUUGCUAAAAGAUACAUUGAUCAUUCAUUUGUGUUGAGGCUGCUUGACCUUUUUGACUCGGAGGAUCAAAGAGAGAGGGAUUACCUGAAGAUUAUUCUCCACCGUAUAUAUGGGAAGUUCAUGGUGCAUCGGCCAUUCAUUAGAAAUGCUAUCAGCAAUAUCUUUUACAGGUUUAUAUUUGAGACAGAGAAACACAGUGGGAUUGCAGAGUUGUUAGAGAUAUUUGGUAGCAUAAUUAAUGGAUUUGCUUUGCCUUUGAAGGAAGAGCAUAGGUUGUUCCUUGUCCGAGUACUGAUCCCCCUUCACAAGCCCAAGUGUGUCUCUAUUUAUCAUCAGCAACUUUCUUAUUGCAUUACUCAGUUUGUCGAGAAAGAUGUCAAGCUAGCUGAUAAUGUGGUUAGAGGGCUUUUGAAAUAUUGGCCCACAACUAACAGUGCAAAGGAGGUAAUGUUCCUUGGUGAGUUGGAGGAAGUUUUAGAGGCAACUCAAGCAGCAGAAUGUCAGCAAUGUGUUAUCCCAUUAUUUCGUCAAAUUGGUAGAUGCCUCAACAGUUUACACUUUCAGGUAGCUGAACGAGCACUGUUUCUGUGGAACAAUGAUCAUAUUCGAAAUAUGAUCUUACAAAACUGCAAAGUGAUACUGCCGAUAAUCUUCCCUGCUUUGGAGAAAAAUAUACGGGGCCAUUGGAACCAAGCUGUUCAUAGUUUGACCCUGAGUGUGAGAAAAAUAUUCUUCGAUGCUGAUCAGGCACUUUUUGAUGCAUGCUUGAUGAGAUUCCAAGAUGAUGAAAUCAAGGAUAGGGAGAAGCUGGAGAAGCGAGAAACCACAUGGAAACAAUUGGAGGAUGUUGCAGCAUCUAAGGCUGUUAGCAACGAGGCUGUCCUUGUCUCGAGGUUUGUGGCAUCUGUUUCCAUUGCUACCAGUGCAAGUCAACCGGCUACUACAGUUAGUUGAGAGCCAUCA
Messenger RNA from Gastrolobium bilobum, 1641 nucleotides. Its product is annotated as serine/threonine protein phosphatase 2A 59 kDa regulatory subunit B' gamma isoform-like. The transcript is spliced from 2 exons. Gene Ontology annotation, cellular component: protein phosphatase type 2A complex. Lineage: Eukaryota; Viridiplantae; Streptophyta; Magnoliopsida; Fabales; Fabaceae. Bases 1 to 1632 code for a protein of 543 amino acids. Gene Ontology annotation, molecular function: protein phosphatase regulator activity. Gene Ontology annotation, biological process: signal transduction. The record is from RefSeq and is a predicted model, not a curated record.